AUGGCUUCAGACAGGCCGCACCUCGCGCAACUGACUUCUGAGCUCUACUUCCUAAUCGCCCGCUUUCUCGAAGCCGGACCCUGCCAUGAAGCAGCCGAGACGCUGAUAAGGGAGGUGGAGGAUAAGGAGCUGCUGCCCAAGAGGCUAGAUUGGACCGGGCAAGAACACCCCGGGACGUAUGACGAUCUGGUGAAGCUGUACCGCCACAUCAGUCCUGAGCAUCUGCUGCACGUGUGCUCCAGGGUUUGUCCUCUGCUGGAGCGGGAUGUCCCAGCCAGCGUGCCAGGACUAACUAGCCUGCUAGGAGCGGGUCGGCAAAAUCUCCUCCGUACAAGCAAAAGUUGCAAGCAUUUUGUAUGGAAGGGUUCAGCGCUGGCAGCGCUUCACUGCGGGAGACCGCCAGAGCCUCCUAUCAUCUAUGGAAGCCCAGCAAACAUUGUGGAAACAAGCCAUGGUCGGCGGCUAAACGGAUCUUACCGCUUGCGCCAGCUGGUGCCAACUGCAGUUUAUCAGCAUAUGAAGAUGCAUAAGAGGAUCCUGGGACACCUUUCCUCAGUGUACUGCGUCACAUUCGACAGGACUGGACGUCGCAUAUUCACAGGAUCUGACGACUGUUUGGUAAAGAUCUGGAGCACUGACAGCGGAUGUCUGCUAGCAACCUUGCGCGGGCAUGCUGCUGAGAUCUCCGACAUGGCAGUCAGCCAUGAGAACACGAUGAUCGCCGCCGGAUCGUGCGACAAGACAAUCCGCGUUUGGUGCUUGCAGACGUGCGCUCCCCUAGCCGUGCUGGAGGGUCACGCAGCGUCCAUUACUUCGCUACAGUUUUCUCCUCUUUGCAGUGGCUCUAAGCGUUACCUGUCCUCCACGGGUGCUGACGGCACCAUCUGUUUCUGGCAAUGGGAUGCACGCACACUCAAGUUCGGUCAGAGGCCAAGUAAGUUCACUGAGCGUUCCAGACCUGGCGUCCAGAUGAUGUGUUCCUCCUUUAGUGCAGGCGGAAUGUUCCUGGCGACAGGAAGCACAGAUCACAUCAUCAGAGUCUACUACUUUGGUUCAGGACAGCCAGAGAAGAUCUCGGAACUGGAGUCUCAUACGGACAAAGUGGACAGCAUCCAGUUCUCACACUGCAGUGACCGGUUCGUGAGCGGCAGCAGGGAUGGCACAGCGCGAAUCUGGCAACUGCAGCCUCAAGGCUGGAAGAGCAUCCUGCUUGACAUGCAGACCAAAUUACCUGGAAAGUACAACCCGCCACCAUUAGAAGACAAGGUGACCAAGCUGAAGGUAACCAUGGUGGCAUGGGACCGCCACGACAGGACAGUAAUAACAGCAGCCAACAACUUGACCCUGAAAGUGUGGAAUUCCAUUAGCGGGAACCUGGAUCACGUCCUUAUGGGGCAUGAAGACGAGGUCUUCGUCCUGGAGCCUCACCCCUUCGACCCGCGCAUCCUCUUUUCAGCGGGUCACGAUGGCAAUUGUAUCGUGUGGGACUUGGCCAGAGGGGUCAAGAUCCGCUCUUACUUCAACAUGAUUGAGGGUCAGGGGCACGGAGCGUUGUUUGACUGCAAAUGUAGCCCAGACGGUCAACAUUUUGCUGCCACCGACUCUCAUGGUCAUCUACUCAUUUUUGGCUUUGGUUCCAGCAGCAAGUACGACAAGAUCGCCGACCAGAUGUUCUUCCACACUGACUACCGGCCUCUAAUCCGUGACGCCAACAACUAUGUGCUGGACGAGCAGACUCAGCAGGCGCCUCACCUGAUGCCACCCCCUUUCCUAGUGGACGUGGACGGCAACCCGCAUCCGCCCCGAUACCAGCGGCUAGUACCCGGCCGAGAGAGCUGCCGUGACGAGCAGCUUAUCCCGCAGAUGGGAAUUACUUCCUCCGGCUUGAAUCAAGUGGUCAGCGAACAGGCGGUGGAUGGCCCCAGUCCUCUGGACACAAUGAUCCAAAGACUACAGCAGGAACAAGACCAGAGGUUGGGCUCCAAUGAGACACCUGCAGCUACUGUGCCAGCUGCUGCUACUGCUGCUGCUGUUAAUGCCAGCUCACGAGUCAGCAGAGCAUCUGUAGGGUCCCCAACAGAGGUGCCUUCACCGCCCAACGUGGGCCUUCGUCGCAGUGGGCAGAUUGAGGGCGUGCGGCAAAUGCACAGCAACGCCCCACGCAGUCAGAUGGCCACGGAGGGAGACCUUGUGGCGUGGAGCCGCCGGGUGCUGGUGCCCGAGCUGGAGGACGCCUCUGUUAGGAAACAGGUGAACUGGCGGGAAGCCAAAGGGGAGGAGGAGAUAAAUAUUUACCAGUCAGAACGCAGGAGACGCACCAUCCAUUCCCUACCAAAAGAGAGCAGAGUUCAUCCAACUUCGGAGUGUAUGGCUGACGAGGUGAGACGGAGUCAAGGUAACCACGGUUACCAGACCCGGGCGGCCGUGGAGGAGACGAGCCGGCAGAGCGCUGAGGCAGCUGAUGACGAUGACAGUAUCUCAGAGGGUGAGACAGAGGUACGGCAGAUCAAUGGACACUCGUCAGAAGAGGAGAAGGAUGAAGAGCAAAAAGAGCCAUGGCCUGAUGAUCACAGCAGUUCAAGUGAUUAUUCCAGCGAUUAUUCUGACUGGACAGCUGACGCGGGCAUCAACUUGGAGCCGCCGAAGAAAAGUGUGAAAGUGAAGAAGAAGAGCAGCAGCUCAGAAGAGGACGGCGACAAGAAGCGGGACACUAAAAAAGAACGCAAGAAGGACAAAGCCGACAAGGACGGCGCUCUACCAAAGAAGAAAAAGCCAAAAGAGAAGAGGAAGAGAGCAGAGUUUCAGGAGCAAGGACUGAGUUUAGAGGAGUGGCUUCCCUCUUCCUGGAUCACGGACCUGCUUCCCAGGAGAUGUCCUUAUAUUCCACAGAUGGGAGAUGAGGUUUAUUACUUCCGUCAGGGCCACGAGGCAUAUGUGGAGAUGGCCAAGCAAAAGAAGAUUUACAGCAUCAACCCAAAGAAGCAACCUUGGCAUAAGAUGGAGCUUCGGGAGCAAGAACUGAUGAAGAUUGUAGGGAUAAAGUAUGAGGUCGGCUUGCCUGCGUUAUGUUGCCUCAAGCUGGCCUUCCUUGACCCAGACACUGGAAAACUGACUGGAGGAUCCUUCUCCAUGAAGUACCACGACAUGCCAGAUGUCAUCGAUUUUCUGGUGCUACGGCAGCAGUUUGACAAUGCCAGGAAGAGACAGUGGACUAUCGGUGACAGAUUUCGCUCGGUCAUUGACGACGCCUGGUGGUUUGGCACCAUUGAGAGUCACGAGCCGUAUCAGCAGCAGUACCCCGACAGUCUGUUUCUCUGCUACAAUGUCUGCUGGGAUAAUGGCGACACAGAGAAGAUGAGUCCAUGGGAUAUGGAGCUCAUUCCUGACGAAGCGUCGUUCCCAGACGAGCUGGGCACCAGCGUUCCGCUCACAGAGGAGGAGCAUCGUGAGCUUCUAUACGUGCCUCUGGAUGGCGAAUGGGGAUGCCGCACGCGUGCCGACGAAUGCGAGCGCAUCAUCAAAGCCAUCGACCAACUCUGUACUUUGGACAUUGCGGCGCCGUUUGCUUUCCCGGUGGACCUUCAAGCGUACCCCACCUACUGCACAGUGGUGGCUUACGUCACGGACCUCAGCACCAUACGCCAAAGGCUGGUCAACCGCUUUUACAGACGACUGUCGUCUCUGAUGUGGGAAGUUCGUUACGUGGAGCACAAUGCUCAAACGUUUAAUGAGCCGGGCUCCUUUAUCGUCACCACUGCCAAGUUUGUCUCCGACCUCAUGCUGCAGUUCAUUAAGGACCAAAGUGCGUCAGACCUAAUGCCACUCUACAAAACUCUGAAGAAGGCCACCUUCUCUGACUCUGAAGAUGAGGAUGAGGAAGAGGACGAUGAGGACACGAGUACACCAGGAACCUCCACACAAAACCACAAGGAGCGGCGUCCAACCCGGCGACACUUGCGCACGCGGCCGCCCUCGUACGACCCUCAAGCGUGGCGAGGACGCUGCAAGGAGCUUUUGGACCUCAUUUUUCAAUGUGAGGACUCAGAACCUUUUAGAGAACCCGUGGACCUGCAGGAGUACCCGGAUUACCUCCAGAUCGUAGAUUCGCCAAUGGACUUUGGCACCGUCCUCAACACACUAACUGCAGACAAAUACCAGACGCCCAUCCAGCUCUCCAAGGACGUGCGACUCAUCUUUAGUAAUUCCAAAGCGUACACACCCAGUAAGAAAUCCCGGAUCUAUAGCAUGAGUUUGAGGCUGUCUGCCCUCUUUGAGGAGCAUAUGAGCUCCAUCCUGGCCGACUACAAGGCCAUCCACGGCCUGACGGAUAAGUUGACGCGACGGACCGCCGAGCGCCAGACCCGUAACUCCACCCCUGAGCAGCGACCCACACGGCACAACGUCAAGAGGCGGCGGCGCAGCGAAUCUCCCUCCAGCAGCACAGCGUCAAGCCCGGAAAGGAAGAGGCGCGUCUCAUCCAGGGUGAUGAGUAGACGAGAGCCGACACCGCCUCCUUCACGGCCCCCGUCCCUAAGGCAGAACCUCACCCCAAAGAACACGCCUCCGCUGCUCAACGGAAAGACCGACACACCGGGUGUCGGACGCACGCGCAGCGCAGCAAGACAUUAUGCACACUCGCCACCCUCGUCAGCUUCUGUGCCCAAUGCCAGCCCUGCAGAGUCGACACGCUCACUGAGAACUCAAAGUGUUGUCUCCGCCUCCACGCCACCCGCAGCAGCUGAGAAGACGAAACCCUCCCCGGCUGUGGAAGGUGGUGCAGCUGGAAGCACUCGGCGGAAACUGAGGACACCUGUGAGAAGAUCAGGAUCUCCUGAAAGCCCGAUCACCCAGAACACGGCUCACCUGAAUGGACACAGUAGUCUCUUGAACGCCGGGGUGGGAAGGAAAGGCCGGAAAUCUCGAACAGAGCCACCUCCGAGUCCUCCGAUGGACCCGGCGACUCCGGGCAGCCCCUCCAGGAGGCGCGGUCGUCCUCCGGGGAAGAAGCAAAGCAAGAAGAGCAAAGAGGAGCCCGCCAGCCCGGCUCUCGAUGACGAACUCGACCAAUCCACCGGCGACGAAGGCGCCGUGUCAGCGCCGGACUCUGGCACGCCGAAGAAGAGAGGUCGACCCCGGUCGCUUAGAACUGAGGAGGUAACACCUCCACCCCCGCCUCCUCCCCCUCUUCCGCCUUCUCCUCCAGCACCUUCGGAGAUGCCUGAACCUUCUCCCCUGAGGAGGAGCAGCCGGCGAGCGCACGACGACGUCACGGCUACGCCACGGACAUUAAGAGCCACUCGGCCGGAUGGGUCGGCGGACCAUCACGAGGGUGAGGAGGAGGUGGACGACGGGGCAGGAGGCUCCAUGCGCACCCGUAAUCAGGGGCGACGCUCGGCCUGGUACGUAGAGGACGACUCGGAGGAGGAACAGAGGCAGUUGCUCUUUGAGGACUCCUCCAUUACCUUCGGAACCUCUUCUAAGGGACGUGUACGCAAACUGACGGAGAAGGCUAAGGCCAAUCUGAUUGGCUGGUAG
Nerophis lumbriciformis (worm pipefish) is the source of this 5535-nucleotide messenger RNA. NCBI's taxonomy places the organism in Eukaryota, Metazoa, Chordata, Actinopteri, Syngnathiformes, Syngnathidae. The record is from RefSeq and is a predicted model, not a curated record.